Messenger RNA from Plectropomus leopardus (leopard coralgrouper), 666 nucleotides. RefSeq names its product baculoviral IAP repeat containing 5b (gene birc5b). The record is from RefSeq and is a predicted model, not a curated record. Lineage: Eukaryota; Metazoa; Chordata; Actinopteri; Perciformes; Serranidae.
GCGCGCCGUCAGCACGGCACAUAACACCGUUGACCACUGCACGGUGUAUUAAAUUGCGUUGAACCCGUUGUUUCCGGAAACAUGGCCAGCAUUGACGUAUUGACAACCAGGUUUUCAUCCUAUGACAAAAUGUACAGUCAUGAUUUACGCGAGCAAAGCUUUGCAGACUGGCCGUUCAGAGAGGAAUGUAGCUGCACACCUGAGAAGAUGGCCAAAGCUGGGUUUGUCCACUGCCCGAGUGAGAAUGAGCCUGAUGUUGCGUGCUGUUUCUUCUGUCUGAUUGAGCUUGAGGGCUGGGAGCCUGAUGACGAUCCCUGGUCUGAACACAUAAAGCGCUCGCCUAACUGUGGAUUCUUAACCAUGAAGAAAGACUUCACGGAGCUGACUGUGGCUGAGUUCUAUCAUAUGGAAAAGGAGAGGCUUAAGAUCUACCUGAGAAAGGUUUGUCAUAAGAAGAUGGCAUAUUUGCGGGAUGAAAUAGACCACACGCUUGAGAGCCUUAAAUCUCGCUUGGACUCUAUAUGAGUGAACUGCAGCUUCCUGUCUAUCUGAUAUGAUUUUAUUGCCACGCUAAUCUGAAGCAUUUUGGUACGAGCAUGGUAGUCUUGACCCCUUAAUUUGACAUAAGUGUAGUUUAAAAUAUCAAUAAAGUUGUGAGGAAUAUUA